AUGUGGCCUCGCCGUGGCGGACACACGUUGUGUCCACACAUCGGUUACUUCUAUUUAAACGUGCACGGUGCUGCCAGUGGUGGACAAGAACACCAUCGACCGCAACUACUACUUCCUUUCAACCCGUCAACGCAGAUGCAGUCCUUCGUGAAAUAUCUUCCUUUCAGCACCACUCGACCGAACGCGGAGCUCGACUUCGAGGAUCACAUCCACCCCAGCGACCCGCGAUGGGCCCAGGUCCACCGGCAUGUGUUCCCACGAGAUGACCCCCCCUUCUCACCUCGACCAGGGAAGGCCUCUUCGAUGUCAAACGGUCAUCGGGAUGGGCGUGCUGCAUUGCUACGCCGAGGGCCUGCCUAUCACCACGAGAGCCAUCAUCCAAGCGCACCGACAGAAGCUGGUCGACAUCGAGUACCCAGGAUACGACAGCCCACCACUUAA
Molecule: messenger RNA, 441 nt
Organism: Mycena indigotica
Lineage: Eukaryota; Fungi; Basidiomycota; Agaricomycetes; Agaricales; Mycenaceae
Exons: 2
Coding region: 1-441 (146 amino acids)
Source: RefSeq, a predicted model, not a curated record